Sorghum bicolor (sorghum) is the source of this 396-nucleotide messenger RNA. RefSeq lists its product as uncharacterized. The transcript is spliced from 2 exons. The record is from RefSeq and is a predicted model, not a curated record. NCBI's taxonomy places the organism in Eukaryota, Viridiplantae, Streptophyta, Magnoliopsida, Poales, Poaceae. Bases 1 to 396 code for a protein of 131 amino acids.
AUGGUGGCCUCUCUACACGCUCUCCCCUGCGCCACGCUCCUCCUCCUCGUCGUCCUCGUCCCACACGCGUGCAUGUGCAUGGCGGCCUCCAAUAAAACGACGCUGCAGGACAGGUGCGAGAGCUACGCCGGCGGCGACCGGAGCAGCUUCGACUACGAGUAUUGCGCCUGGACGCUGCAGCGCGCCGACAAGGAGGGCGCCGCCACCGCCGACGCGCUGGGCCUCGCCGUCAUCGCGGCGAGGCUCGCCAGGGCGACGGCCAGCACCACGCGUGCCGCGUUCGCGGCUGCACGGCAGGACUCGCCGCUGGCUGACGGCGACUUCGGGCUCGACGACGAGAUCGAGUUGGCGAUCGCCAUGUUGCCGCCGCCACGGCCAUCGCCGCCAUAUCUAUAA